Messenger RNA from Cricetulus griseus (Chinese hamster), 987 nucleotides. Lineage: Eukaryota; Metazoa; Chordata; Mammalia; Rodentia; Cricetidae. The record is from RefSeq and is a predicted model, not a curated record.
AUGUGUCCCCCAGUCAGCGUUCGCCACGGGGCCAAGGGCAUGUCCUGCCUCUAUGCGGCCUGGCUAUACCAGCUUGUCCAUGACCAGAUGAAGAUCUGCUUUGCUUGCCUCAAGGCAGCUUUCCUGGUAGUUAAGAACAUGCUGGAGAUGGGAGACUGGGAAGAGGAAGAGUGGGGUGCUGAGCCCAUGGACCUCUCGGAGGCAGGAUCCGAGCCGGAGGAGUGGCCGGGGCUCAGCUGGGGAGAGGGCCAAGGGCAUCUGCCCCAUGGCACCUCUGUUUCUACUGGUCCUGGCAUCCUGACACCAGGCCCUGUAGGCACAGAGGGGAUAGGGCUGGGACCCCAGCCUGUGCCCACUGAGCUGGGGCCUCAGGAAGCUGUCCCCCUGGACCUGGGCCCCGAGGAUGCUGAGUGGACCCAGGCCCUUCCCUGGAGAUUUGAUGGUCUUUCUCCCUGCUCCCAUUGGCUAAUCCCCCCUCUGUCCUGGUGGGAUAUUUUCAAUGUGAGCCCAUCUCCUGGGCAACCUGUGUUGUUGGAGUUGAGCCCCAUCUGGCCCAUGGACCCGUUGGAAGCAGAAGCCUGGCUGGUAGACCUGAAGUUCGUCUUCUUGUUGGGUGGCUUCGAUGCCAUCUGCUACCUGCUGUCAAUGACUCCUUGCUGGGCUGUGAGGACCCGGGUCCAGCGCUGGCAGGUGCUGCUGGACCCUGGUGAGGUGAGGGUGGCCCAGCUACAGAAUGCACCUCAGCAGCAGGACCUGCACCGCUGGAGGCUGAGCAUCUUGGAGUCCUCGGAGCUGGGUGUGGAGCUGGUGCCCGCUGAUUGCAGCCUGCGGAAGGGAGGCUUCAAGGUGCACUCCUACCUGCCCUGGCACAAUAGCACCCCAGAGGUCUGGAGCAGGGAGCCAGGGGAGAGGCUGCUUGUCAUAGAAGUCGUGUCUCUGAGGGAGCUACCCUGUUUCCGCUCCCCCUCCCCUGAUUCUCACAACUGA